Hibiscus syriacus is the source of this 1114-nucleotide messenger RNA. Its product is annotated as ethylene-responsive transcription factor ERF110-like. NCBI's taxonomy places the organism in Eukaryota, Viridiplantae, Streptophyta, Magnoliopsida, Malvales, Malvaceae. The coding region runs from base 90 to 1085 and encodes 331 amino acids. Gene Ontology annotation, biological process: ethylene-activated signaling pathway; regulation of DNA-templated transcription. Gene Ontology annotation, molecular function: DNA binding; DNA-binding transcription factor activity. The transcript is spliced from 2 exons. The record is from RefSeq and is a predicted model, not a curated record.
UUUGUGUGAUAUGAUAAUAAAGGUGGCGAACAAGAAAAGGCAGAGUACUCGGUGAGAAUAGCAGGGGAGCGGUUGUGCGUCAGUUGGUGAUGAUGGGAGAAGAAGGUUCAUUGCCGCCGCCUGCGGAAGAGGAGGCGCCAUUGAUGUUGUCAGAUGUUCGUCGAGAAAGGGAGAUGUCGGCUAUGGUUUCAGCUUUGACUCAUGUUGUUGCAGGCGAUGUACCUGCAGAUGAUGAGGAGAAUUCAGGAAAUGAAAACUCGGAUGGCUUUGGUUCAAGUAAUAUAGGGCAAAAGAGAGGAAGGGAAGAACUGGAAGGUGGCGUUACCGGCUGCGGCGGAGGGAUGGCGGUUGAGUCUGUAACUAAAAUUUCUACGCAGUUUGGCAACUUCGCACGUGGAGUGUCGUCUUCCAACAUGGCAGCACAAUUGGUCCCAACAUACGAAUACAACAGCAACGAGAACUACAGGGAAGAACCGAGGAGAAGAUACAGGGGAGUGAGACAGAGGCCAUGGGGCAAAUGGGCAGCUCAGAUACGCGACCCUAUUAAAGCAGCUAGAGUUUGGUUAGGCACAUUCAACACCGCCGAGGACGCAGCCAGAGCCUACGAUGAAGCCGCCUUUCGCUUCAGAGGUAACAAAGCCAAACUCAACUUCCCUGAAAACGUCAAACUCAGAACACCUCCACCCAAUCAUACAAAUUUCUCCGUUCCAACGUCAACGGACCCGAUUGUUCACUCUCGGUCUCAUCACAUGGUCCCAAAUCCUCAAGUUGCCGGCGGAUAUCAGGACUAUUCUCAACUUUUCUUGAGUUCUUUCAACAAUGAUUUUCCAAGACGACAGCAGCAAAACCAGCCCAUGUAUCCAUACGACCAAAUAGUUUGGUCAGGUUUUUCUUCGGUAGGUUCUCAUGCACAAGCGUCAUCCUUGUCUUCUUCUUCACCGUCGAUUUCACAACCUGUUGUUUUUCCCAUUCAAACGUCGGGUCAUCAGCUCAACUUAGGUAACAAUCAUGGUGGCGGAGUUGGAGAUUUUUCUUUGCGUUCUCGGUCAUUUGAUUCUAGUCAUUACAAAUCCACCUCUAAAUAGUGUCAUAUAUAUUGUUUUAUUGUUGUCAG